GGAGGCAUCUUUGUAAACAAGUUUCUUUUAAUAUUUAAAAAACAAAAAGCAGCAGAGUCGUUUGAACCGAAAUAACUAAGGCACACAAAUAAUAUUUUUUUGUUUUUUAUUUAUUAUUAACAACCAAUAAAUGUAUGAACCCCAGGCUAACCUAGCACACGAGCUAUACGCUAGCAGGUUAGCUUGAAUACUAUGGAGCCGUUAAGCAUCGUUGAGGAUGAGGUGGUCUUGGAGGGACUGGACGGAAUAACUCUUCCCUCUCUGUGGCUGCGACUAGAAGAUAGAAAGCCUGCUUUCCCCCUCAAGCUCGACGACCUCUCCAAGGACUUCAUCUGGAAGUCACUCAUCGGCAACACCGACCUGAGGUUCUACCAACUGCCGAAGAAGAGAGACGACGUGGUGCUGUCUGACAGGUUUAAAAAGAUCAACGGUGAAACGGAAAUCGACAACACACCGAAGUUUUCUGAUAAAGACAUCUACCCGAUCUUCAUCACUCCAGAAAACAAGGACGGGAUACUGGGCUCGUGUGCGUUCCUGCAAAAGAGGACAGAUGUCACUCGGCACGUCCGCUCCGAGUCCCUCGCCCCGUUACUCAACUUGCAGGAGGCUUUGGAAAAAUAUGGCCGAACGCUUGUUGCCGUGGCGUCUCAGGUGCUGCGCUUCAGGACCCUCAUCGGCAUUGAAAGCGACCCUGAUUUGAAACUGAACGACGACACUUUCUGUCUGCUGGAGCGAGUGGGCCGGGCUCGGUGGCAAGGAGAGCUACAGAAGGAUCUCCACGGAGGCACUUUCAAGGUCGAUGCCCGGAAGUUGCACUACUUGCGGAAGGCUCUCGUCAAACACGGACUCAUCACCAUGCAGCCUUACGUCACACGAUUGAACACGGGUCAACAGCAAAACUCCAUUCUUCUGCUGCUCAAACGGUUCCAUGUAGACAGGAGGACAAAGUACGACGUACUGAUGGAGCACGUGUCCAACCUUCUCAUGCAGUCACCUGACCACCUUAACAGUUUAGUGGCCCUCAAACAUCAACUUUCUAGCGUGAAUGACCAAACCUUUAAGCGUGUAUUUAAAAACAUGAAAUCCGCGAAGUUGGUUGAGGUCUGCCAGCAACCUCUGGAGGACUUGGAUCCCGACGCCGGGCCCUGCGUCAACAAAAAAGGGGAUAAAGUGCUCGUGCGCUGUCUGAAACUGCUAAAGCCGUACACGAAGAAGGGCGUCACCGAGGAUGAGGACGAUGACGACGAGGACGAAGAUUACGACAACAGAACUCUCCCUUCAGAGGGGCGCAUCAUGGAGAUCGACACCCUGUCACAGGCCUAUCAACUUGUGUUAUCCUCUGGAACAAAGGGAAUCACGCGGCGUGAUAUCGAACAAAUAAUGCGUGUCGGUAAGCUGGAAUCUCGCAUGAUCUGCCGAAGGCUGGAGAGGGAUGAGGUGAUAAAGGGAUUCAUGGUAGAUCAAGGUCGCCAGAGGACUACGAGAUUCAUCAGCCACAGGUGCGUCGGUGUGAGCAAUCAACUCCAAAUGGUUGCGAAGGAGCAGCAACGGAAGAUCCUUCUUUACUCCGCUGCCCCUAAAACGCCGGCCGCUAAAAAACCGGCCGCUAAAACACCGCCCGCCUCUAAGUCGACCGCCAAAGCGAAAAAGAAGAUUCAGAAAGGAGGCAGAGGUGGAAAGAAGGACGUGGAGAAAGCCGGGGAGACGUCUGGCGACGGAGAAGUGGGUGUAGCGGGCAAAGGCUCGGCUGGAGGGAAAGCAGGAAGAAAGAAAAAGACGGCAGGAAGGAAAAACGAUGCUAAUCCGACACAACGUGAGAUCGCCGUCACACAAACCGCACCGGCUGAAUGUGAAACUCCAGCCAGCGGCGAAGGCGCGACCAGUACGAGACCCGACUCGUCGUCCGGUCCCGCAGUCGAACAAGCUGGAGCUGAGGAGGAAGAAUCCAACCCGAUUCCUGAGGGGGAGGAGCUAAAUGCAGCCGGCAACCCGACGGACAACAACAUUGUGGUCGUUAAAGCUGUUUCCAAGCAGCAGCAGGCUCGUAAAAAAUCCAAGCGUUCAUCGGCGAGGUCUCAAGAAACGUACCGCCUGUUGAGGAGGAGGAACCUGAUCAUCGAGUCGGUCCACACCUUCAGAAUCAUCGAGGGCCUUCACCAGCUCCAGAAGAUCAUCGACGAGGAAGAGAAGAACGAUGGAAUCAACACUAAGUGUUGUCGGAAGACUAUUUUCCGUCUCCUGGACAGCCUGUCGAGAGAAGGCUUACUCAAGGUGUACAAGACCACCGUCAUCCAGGAUGGGAUCUCCAAGAAGAUCGAGAUGGUCGUCCACCCGUCCAUUCAGCCCAACGAUGUCAUCGUGACACAAGUCAUCGAACAGGCCCGCUUCAAAAUCUCCAGCUCCUACUCGGCCGUACGGCAGCAGCACGCCGAAGAGAAAGCCAGAGAACAAGCCAAAGAGGCCGAGGGGGGGAGCGACAGCACGUCGAAGGACCAAAAGAAGGAAGAGAAGAUCAAGAUAGAAGAGUUCAGGCCCACAACAGUUCGGGGCUUGGGGAAGUCAUUUGGCUUCCAGCCUAAGAUGCAUCGCCUGCGUCUCGUCCACAACUUCCUCUGGUACCUGAUUUACGGGCACCCGGGCAGACACGAGUCCGCCGACCUCCAGCCCGGCACUCAACCGCCGGCGGGCUCCGAUCCCGAAGCCAAACUCCCGAAAGAGUCUGCGAACGAAGACGGUCAAACGCAGCCAUCGGACAAAGCCGUCUCCGGCUCUUCCGACCAACCAGCGGCAGAUUCGGCUUUGCCUCGGUUGGAUGCGACGUCAUCGUCAGGUGACAACGAGGAGGGGGUGAAGGAUAAAGCGGCACCAGCACUCUUUCGGGGUGACAUGAAAGAGUCCUGGAAGAAAUUCAUUCCUCCUCUCCGAGUGCACAACGACUUCGGCAGCGGCUGGGCGAUGGUCGGCGACAUGCUCCUCUGCCUCCCUCUCUCCAUCUUCAUCCAGGUCAUACAGAUCAAUUAUGAGGUGGACGGACUGGAGGAAUACCUGAAAGACCCCGUGAAGCAACACCAUCUUAUCAGAGAACUGCCCGCCAGGAUGAAAAGACAGCUGCUUUUCAAACGGAAGUACAUCUUCUCCUUUCACGAGAAGCUGCAGAAGUUGGCCUACAUGGGCCUGCUGCAGUUUGGCCCUGUGGAGAAGUUCAAGGAUAAAGACCAGGUGUUUGUGUACCUGAUGCGCAACGUCUCCAUUGUGGACACCACCAGCGCCGAGCCGCACUACUGGCUGGUCACCGAGUCGCCCGACAACCCGUUUGAGAGGCGGCGGUACGCGUUCAACACCGCCGAGGAUGUGGAAAACUACUGGUUUGAUCUGAUGUGUGUCUGCCUCAACACAGCACUGGGGGUAGUCCGCAGUAAGAAGAACACCACCGAUGAGGGAACGGCUCCUCCCUUUGUGCAUGAACGCUACGUGUUUGUGGGUCUGGCUUACCUGCUCAAAGGCAGUCGUGAGGUGGCCGAAGACGGCUCGAUACCAGGAGACGGUAAAGGAGCCGCAGGGCUGCACUCUGAGUUCUUCGGUCACCUGAAACGCAACUGGCUGUGGACCAAUCACCUUCUCUCCGUCAAACCGCCCUCGACUGGUUUGGAGGCGCAUGAGACGAAAGUCCGCCUGAAGAGCCUGUUGACGAGGAAUGCUCUCCGGAUUGCUUUGAUAGCCGGAGGAUCGACUGCACCUCGCUACAUGACCGCCAAGAGACCGCUGGUAACAGAAGUUGUGGAGCUGGUUAUUGAGCCUGCUUCCAGAAACCAGCAGGUGGUCGGAGGGAAGAAACGGAAGAGGAAGCGGAUUAAGAAGGCGGUCGUCAAGGUCCCACGCAAGAAGAAGAAGGAGCCCAAGAAACGCACCCCCACCCACGACGAGGCGGACCACCGGGCUUUAAAGAUGAUGACCAGACAGAGAGUCUACUGGUCCGUGCAGGAGGACUCUCUGAUGAUGCUCUGCAGCGUGGCCACACACCUGCUCAACAGCAAAUUGAAGAGGGCGUACGUUCCUCACUGUGUGGUGAGGGACCUGCUGCAAGUCGAGUUUGAGAUAUCGCAGGAUAAAACGUCCCACUCCGUCGGGCGUCGCACCCGAUACAUCCUCAAAAACCCUCAGACGCUUCUGAACUACAGGAUCUGUCUGGCUGAGGUGUACCAGGACAAACCGCUGCUGAAGCUGUUGGAGUCCAAGAAACCCGCUGAUCCAGAAAAUCCAGAUGAUUGCGGUAAAUCGUUCUCCGAGUACACCCGGCUGCUCAGGCAGAAGUUCAGCGCGGAUCUUCUGAGCACUCUGGACGUGGUCAUGCCUGACACCAAGCGCGAGCUCUUCUCACAGUUCAAGGUGUCGGCGAUAGAAGGCAGGAGGCUCGUGUCGGUGAAGGACUCUCUCCGCUGCUCGGAUGACAUUCAUGCCAUCGUGUUGCAUAACUUGAUCCAGAGCACGCUGGCCAUGACCAACUGCCAGAUGAAGUCGUCCAAGUCCUUCCAGACCUUCCACAUGUACAGUCGGUACAACCAGGAGCUGCUGUGCCAAGAGUUCAUACAUUGCAGGAAGAAGGGUCUCGUCAGCCGCCGGCGUAUCAAUCAGCCGUUUGGGCCGAAGAAGAACCGAGCGCUGCCCAUCCUGCCCAUGUCCUACCAGCUGUCCCAGUCCUACUACAGGUGUUUCUCGUGGCGCUUUCCUCACCUGCUGUGCACUGAGUCCUUCCGCUUCCUGAGAGAUCUAAUCGACAACGGGACAAGAGACUGGUUACACAAUUUUGACUUCGUCCACGAGACCGAGAAAAGGUCAGAGAACGGCGAGGAGGUGAUGGAGAGAAAAGCGGGCUCGGAGAAGAAACAACGACAGGGCAAGGAAGCCGAGAAGUUGACGGAGGUGAACGACGGGGAAACCGGGGCGGCGAGCAAAGAGGAUGAGCAGAAAACCUCCGGAGACGGCCUCGCCGCUGAAGAUCCGCCCAGCGGAGAGCGUACGGACGACGCUCCGGUCAAAGAAGAGCCGCCUCCGGUUUCGGCCGAGCCUCCGAACGUGUCGGACAUGCUGCGGUUCUCCAUGGACUCUCCAGGCGGAGCCUGCGUGGCGUCCCUCAGCCUGAUGUCUCUGGGGCUGCUGAGCGUCUCCAUAUCCAUACCCAAACAGAUGGUGGUGGUGGACAGCACCCUGGUGGAGAACAACGCCGUCAAGAGUAUGGCUCUGGAAGAGGAAGGGGACGACGACGACGAUGAUGAUGACGGGGAGGAUUGUGACGGGAGGAAGAAAAUGAAAGUGAAGGCACAUCAAGCGUCUCACACCAACUACCUGCUGAUGCGCGGAUACUGCUCCCCUGGCAUAGUCAAAAGGCGUAACCUCAACCCCAACGACAACAUCGUGGUGGAGUCGUGUAUUGUACGGUUGCAGCUGCGUAACACACCUGCUCACCACAUGUUCUGCAUGGAGAGCUCCACCGUGCUGAACUUGGUGAAAUGCGGCCCGCCCCCGCUGCCCUCCGGCCUCUCCUACUUCAUCCCCUCCUCGCCCUCUCCCAACAGCGCGCAGGAGUGCGACGAGCGCUUGGUUCGGCUGAGAGGACACACCCCUCGGGACGUGGAGGCGUGCGCUCAGCUCCGGAGGAGCUUGGAUGAGGCCGGAGAGAAGGGCGUGGCCAUAAGUGACCUCCACCAAACGCUCUCGCACCUGAAGGAGCCGCAGUCUGGACGCACCAGGAGCCUGCAGCAGUACCUGGAGGAGUUCCAAGAAGAAGGCCAGGUGAUAAAAGUCGGGGGUUUGGGCAUCCGUUGGGUGCUCACGCAGCACGCCGAUUCGUGGCUGCUGACGGUGAACCCCAAGAAGUGGUCCCAGUCGCGCUUCUCGUCGGAAAGGCAGAAAGAACACGACGUCCCCUCCGUUCGCAAGAGAUCCAGGACAGAAGUGCGGCAGGAGGCCGAGGAACCGCCCGCGAAAACGAUGGCCGCGGGCGAACGAGGAGGCGAGGACGUGCGAGUCUCGGGGGGCUUGUCGAGCGACGCAGCGAGAGGGGAACCGAAGGAGGAGCAGCAGCUGGACCGGCGGGCGAAGGAGGACGAGGAGGGAGGAAAUCCGCCGCCGCCGCCUCCAGAGGGCGGAGAGCAAGCGGCGGCGGAAACCGAGGGAAGACGAGCCGUAAGGAGAUCUCGCAGAAUCCGAGGGAAGAGCAGAGACGGCGGCGGAGGGGACGCGGCGAGCGCUCGGCCGCCGACGCCAGCGGCCGCUGAUCCCAAAGCGGAACACGUGAGCUUCAUCAGCCGGCCGUGGCGCAUGGUGGACGGCAACCUGAACCGGCAGGUGUGCAAAGGCAUGCUGGAGGGCAUCCUGUACCACAUCAUGAACCGGCCCGGACUCACGCAGCAGGCGCUGGUGGAGCACUACAAAGACGUGCUGCAGCCGAUGGCGGUGCUCGACCUGGUGCAGGCGCUCAUGGACAUGGGCUGUGUGACGAAGAAAACGCAGGUCAAAGCUCCCAAGUGCUCGCUGUUCUCCCGGCCUCGCGCCCGCCAGACGAGGGAGGAGGCCAAGGUGCUGAGCGAGGUGUUCUACGAGCCCACCAUCAGCUGCUGCCUGCUGCUCAGCCAGGUGCUGCCCAACGAACGCCACUGGAACUACCGCAUACCGUGACGGUCAUCCCGGAGCUCGCCGGGCGUCACGGCGCUCGGUACAUGAUAGGAAAGCUUUCGUUGAGUUAAAAAAGUUGUUGGAAGCCUAAUUGUACUUUUACUAAAUGUUUCGGCGUUCGCUUCUGGUUUUACAGAACGAGGAUUUGUUUUUCCUUUUUUUGCUUUCAGAGAUUUUUUUUCAUGCCGUUUAAAUAAACAAAAUGUAAUUCCAAGACAGAAAAGUCUGUGUUCCGGUUUUAUAUGCUCAACGACGUUUACGUUAUUAAUAAAAGUGCAUUACAUGAAGUGCUUUGCUUCUACUUGUCUUGCAGACCAGUGUUCAUGUGGGUACCCACUGUUAAUGCAUUGCCAUGACAACGCUCAGACUUCCCGAGAAAAAACUAAUGACAGCCUGCCGUAAAGUGGCUUCUGGCUGAGCCGCUGCUUCAAAUUCAUUAAGGUUUUACAAAUGAUUAUUUUACUUUCAUAAAGGUACAUUUGACUCGUGGCACUUCACAAGGUAAAGACAAGAAGUCGAAGCAGCUGCAAAACAAAAAAAGGAGACAAUUGUGGAAACACAUUUUUUUUUUUCAAACUAGCAUCACAGGCUAAAUGCAGAUUCAAAUAAAUGGGUUUUAAGUGACAUUUUGAGAGGUGAAUGUCUCAGGAGGGGUGGGGGGGGGGGGGAUAUAAUGAAUACGCCAGCUUGUCAAACUAAAGAUCUGAUUGGUUGAAGACUAUGACGAUCAACGAUAACAUCCCCAUGUACUUAAAUCGACAGUCUACCUAGAAGGCCUCGGCCUCCUAGAGGUGAAAUCUGAUUGGAUCUCACUGGAUGCUGAGCAACUGAGGAACACAUAAACUGUGCAAUGAGGAAAUAAGCUAAUAGCAAAAAAUAGAUAUAACACAUCUAGUGUAUUAGGGAGAAAAAAUGGAAAUUAUAAAAUAGAUAUCACUGUUUUACUCACACACAGGAAGCUGUCAUCUGCUGACAAAAAAUCAAGGAGACUGACGCUUCAGGCCGAAUGAGAAAUAUUCCUUCUAAAAUCUUUAAAUCAUUUCAUUUGUCGCACAAUAUACAGAAUGUUCAUGUCAAUGUAUGUUCAGUAUUUUCUUUGUUUAUUUCCUGUGUAGCACAAUAAAAUACCCGUUCAACAAAC
Pseudoliparis swirei is the source of this 7813-nucleotide messenger RNA. Its product is annotated as general transcription factor 3C polypeptide 1-like. Gene Ontology annotation, cellular component: transcription factor TFIIIC complex. The transcript is spliced from 40 exons. The record is from RefSeq and is a predicted model, not a curated record. NCBI's taxonomy places the organism in Eukaryota, Metazoa, Chordata, Actinopteri, Perciformes, Liparidae. The coding region runs from base 193 to 6675 and encodes 2160 amino acids. Gene Ontology annotation, biological process: transcription initiation at RNA polymerase III promoter; 5S class rRNA transcription by RNA polymerase III. Gene Ontology annotation, molecular function: DNA binding.